AUGGAGCUCCGAACGAUCCUCAAAACCCCACUUGGCCAACUAACUAGAAAACUUCAAGUUCACCCUGAAUUACAUACUGGUAUAACUUACCAUUGUCUUUCUAACCAAAUAAUCAGGGAUAUAUGUGUUAGAGGCUUGGUGGAGAGGAAUUUACCUGGCUAUAAAGAUUCAUUUUGGCGAGUUGUUGCUCAGUGUACUGCUCUGUUGCCUGAAGAUAAACCACGAUAUGUGAUGGGUGUUGGUUAUCCACUGGAUAUUGUAGUUUGCAGUGCUUUAGGUGCUGACAUGUAUGACUGUGUUUAUCCCACUCGUACUGCUCGUUUUGGCACAGCUCUUGUACCAGAGGGAUUGCUGAAACUUAAGCACAAAUCAAUGGCCGAUGAUACUCGUCCCAUUGAUCCAACAUGUGCUUGCAUGGUUUGUAAGAAUUAUACAAGGGCAUACAUCCAUUGUCUUGUUACAAAAGAUGCUAUGGGAUCACAGCUUCUGUCAUACCACAAUUUGUAUUGCAUGUUGCCGUUACAAACAAAAAUAAUAGCUUCUUUCUGUGAGUUUUGUUAUAUCUUGUAAUCGAGACUGUUGUUCCUUUAAAAUUUGUAGCUUAGCAGAGAUCUGCACAGUUCGAUAAUUGUGUUGAGAGUAGCUUUUGCAUAUAUUGUUUACUUUCAAGAGAACAAUUGUAUUGCAAACUCUAAACUCUAAUGAAUACAUAGAUAAGUGUUUUAUAUACAUACAUAACUUGU
Messenger RNA from Populus trichocarpa (black cottonwood), 743 nucleotides. RefSeq lists its product as uncharacterized. NCBI's taxonomy places the organism in Eukaryota, Viridiplantae, Streptophyta, Magnoliopsida, Malpighiales, Salicaceae. The coding region runs from base 1 to 570 and encodes 189 amino acids. Gene Ontology annotation, cellular component: cytosol. The record is from RefSeq and is a predicted model, not a curated record. The transcript is spliced from 6 exons. Gene Ontology annotation, molecular function: tRNA-guanosine(34) queuine transglycosylase activity.